Molecule: messenger RNA, 2373 nt
Organism: Drosophila serrata
Lineage: Eukaryota; Metazoa; Arthropoda; Insecta; Diptera; Drosophilidae
Gene: Cdc23
Product: cell division cycle protein 23
Biological process (GO): cell division; protein ubiquitination; anaphase-promoting complex-dependent catabolic process
Cellular component (GO): anaphase-promoting complex
Molecular function (GO): protein binding
Source: RefSeq, a predicted model, not a curated record
CUUGACUUUUAAAUCAUUUUAAUUUGAGCGUUUGAAGAAACUUGUUAUUUGAGAAAAUUAUUCCAAUAAGAAUUAAAAGAACUCCCUUUACCAACUAAUUAUCGAUAGUAGUUGCUCAAUUUUUAGCCCACCACUAGUAAAGCGACCGGCAAAUAAAAUUGUUUUUAAGUUAUUAUUUUUAAGUAUAGUACAGCAAAAAUCAAACAGAUCAAUAUGCAGGAUUUCUUUAGCGUGCUGCUGCCGGACGCGAAGAAGGAGCUGCGCCGCGGCAUUAUCGAGUGCUCGAAGAGGGGCCUACUGCACAGCACCAAGUGGCUGGCGGAGAUGCAUCACGGGCUCUGCGAUGUGCACAUCGACAAUGAGCCGCCGGACAACGACCGGACCUUCAGCGAUUGCCAGCUGGAGGGCAUUGCGCCGGCGGAGUACAGCGACUACUUUCUGGCCAAGAGCUACUACGAUGUACGGGAGUACGACCGAGCGGCCCAUGCGGUCCGGAAUUGUGAGUCGAGUGUGCCACGCUUCCUCCACUUCUACGCAACAUACAUGGCGCGCGAGAAGCGCCGCUUGGACUCUACCACCGAUCAGGCAAAUCUCACCGAGCCAAAUCAGAUGCGGGAUCUCGCCGAUCUGCUGUCCACGCUGCGCACGGAGUACGGCAAGAGUCGCUUGGAUGGCUACGGGAUAUAUCUGUAUGGCGUGGUCUUAAAAGCCCUGAAUCUCAACCAUGCGGCGGAGCAGAUGCUAAUCCAGGCCAUCCGACUAGUGCCGAUGCUGUGGGGCGCUUACCUGGAACUCUCGCCGCUUAUCAUGGAGAAGCAGAAGCUGCUAAGCCUGCAGCUUGGCGGUCAUUGGAUGCGGCACUUCUUUAUGGCACACACCUACCUCGAGCUGUACCUAAACGAUGAUGGAUUGAAAAUCUACGAGGAUUUACAGGCGUCGGGCUUUGGGAAGAGCAUCUACCUCAUCGCCCAGAUGGCAUUGGUCUAUCACAACAAGCGGGAUGUGGACAAGGCCAUCGAGUUGUACCAGAACCUGCUGGAAAGUGAUCCCUAUCGCCUGGACAACGUGGACACCUACUCCAACCUGCUGUUCGUCAAGGAGAUGAAGACAGAGAUGGCCCAGUUGGCGCACAAGGCCGUCAGCAUCAACAAGUAUCGACCGGAGACGUGCUGUGUGAUUGGCAACUACUACAGUAUACGAUGCGAUCACCAGGUAGCCAUUUCCUACUUCCAGCGCGCCCUCAAGCUGAAUCCCAAGUAUCUGGCGGCCUGGACACUAAUGGGUCAUGAGUUCAUGGAACUAAAGAAUACGAAUGCUGCGAUUCAGAGUUACCGCAAGGCGGUGGAGGUCAACAAGCGGGACUAUCGGGCCUGGUAUGGCCUCGGACAGGCCUACGAGAUCAUCAAGAUGCACUACUACAGCCUGUACUACUUUAAGAUAGCCCACCAGCUGCGGCCCUACGACUCCCGAAUGCUUGUGGCUCUGGGCGAGACAUACGAGAAGCUGGACAAGUGCGAGAACGCGGUGAAGUGCUACUGGAAGGCUAUAGAUGUGGGCGACAUCGAGGGCAUUGCCAUGUACAAGCUGGCCAAUCUGCACGAGAAGCUGGGCGACCAUGAGACGGCAGUCCAUUGCUACAUCAUGUACUGCGAGGACGAGCGGGCGGCUACCGACAAGCAGAGCCUGUAUCAGGGCUUCAUCACUCUGGCCAACUACUAUGAGAAGAAGGGCGACUAUGACAGGGCUGCCUUUUACGCCUACAAGUGUCUGGACUCGGAUGAUCGGAAGACGGAGGCCAAGAACUUGCUAAAGACCAUCGACUGGAAGCGGGAAGGUCAGAAAAAAACGGCCAAACCCACCCCUGCCGUUGUGGCUAAUGCGGAGACAAGCUCCGAGGAUGAGAUGGAGUGGGAGCUGCCAGACGUUCGAAGCCGCGUAGCAGCCACCACGACCACGACCACGACAUCAUCAGUCCAAGCAGCAGCAGCUGUAGCAGGGCCAAGUAGUUCCACGAGUAGUCUGCGUCCAGGUCGAACCUUAGCUGAGGGCAUGCGCCGAUCGCAGUCUGGCGCCAAGACCAGCCACACACCAACCGCAGACAGUAGUAGCACUUCCAUUCCAACAGUAGUGGUGGAGGGAACGCCAAGCACGUCUGCUGGCGCUGCCGCGAAUCCGCAAACGGAUCAACCAGGCUCGGAUGAGGCCAGUUCCAUGGAAAUAUCCAGUGUGUCCAUCGAUUAGUUGUUUUCAAAGUCACGCAGCUAUUGUAAAAAUUCCUUAUUGUUUUAUGAAUUAUAGUUUUUUGGAAGUCAAGUAAAUAACUAACGAAUUUAGUGUGGAAUUUCAUUCCAGAAAUUCGGCAUGAACGUUAAA